Messenger RNA from Sinocyclocheilus anshuiensis, 1044 nucleotides. RefSeq lists its product as uncharacterized. The transcript is spliced from 4 exons. The record is from RefSeq and is a predicted model, not a curated record. Lineage: Eukaryota; Metazoa; Chordata; Actinopteri; Cypriniformes; Cyprinidae. The coding region runs from base 1 to 1029 and encodes 342 amino acids.
AUGAAGAUUCAGAAUGAGAAACCGCUUGGUCAUUCUGCAAGCAGGUCCAGCAACAUUUCAAAGGCCGGAAGUCCGACCUCUGUGAACGCACCCUACAGUUUCCCCAGGACUUCAGUGACACCCUCGAACCAGGAUAUAUGCAGUUCUAAUGACCUCGCUCAGGACCUGGGCUCACAGAGGCCCUUACAGGCCACUGUAGUGCUGUUGAACUCUAAUGGUAAAAGCUCAGCGUCUCAGGGUGUCACCAUGACCACGCUCUGCCUGGAUUCCCCCACCAAACCCAAAAAUAGGACCUUGUUUGGCACAGAAUGGCUCUCCCUACUCAAACCAUCAGUCAACUUGAAACCAGGAGGCAGUCUCAAGUUCUCAAAGUCACUGAAUGACGUGGGACAAAAGAUGGACAGCCUAUGCAACGGUCUUCACUUUAUAGACCGCACGUGUUCGGAUGGGGAGCUGGGAGCGGAGAAGGAACAGCUCAUGCAAGACAGCCACAUCAAAGCCCUCAAUGGUCAAGCCAACUCUCCUCCUCCAUUUGCUUUCCAGCCUCCAUCCUUCCUCAACAACUAUAAAUGCAUCUCUAACCCAGGGCCUGAGUACUGCCUGGCUUCCCCUGCUCCUCCCCAUUCAGACCUUCAAAGAAGCUCCAACUUCCUGCGCCUCAUCUUCCCGUUCACCCGUUCAUCCACUGCAGGAAGUCUGCAGGCAUCUGAAAUGGGAAGCUACGCUUCAAGGCUCCACAUCACAAAUUCAUCCAGCGCCAUGCUGGACGUCAGCGAGUCUUGCUGUAUGGAGGAGAUAGGAGACGAUGAGGUGUUCGAGGAGGUCUCGUCCCGCUGGAAGCUGAAGAUGGAGCGCUUGCGGGCUCCUCUUUGCUCCCUUGAGGAGGACAGCGACCUGGAUCAGUGCUGCUCUCCACUGUCAGAGAAAAACGUGCCUCUGUCGCCCUACUCCCUGUUGGGGGACUGCUGCAGGUUGGUGGGACUUGCUCACUCCUGCUCAGCUCCUCUUACCCAUGGGCUCAACCUCUAGAGUGAUUCAUCCUCA